Phyllostomus discolor (pale spear-nosed bat) is the source of this 2163-nucleotide messenger RNA. RefSeq names its product myeloid associated differentiation marker (gene MYADM). The transcript is spliced from 3 exons. Gene Ontology annotation, biological process: negative regulation of heterotypic cell-cell adhesion. Lineage: Eukaryota; Metazoa; Chordata; Mammalia; Chiroptera; Phyllostomidae. The record is from RefSeq and is a predicted model, not a curated record. Bases 292 to 1260 code for a protein of 322 amino acids. Gene Ontology annotation, cellular component: plasma membrane; cell-cell junction.
CGGCAGGGUUUACGAAGCUCCCGGACCCUUUCCCACCCUUCCCUUCCCUACUCGAGCUGCUCUCACUGCAGGGCGGGUUCUGCAAGCCUCGUCCAAGCAAGCAGCGGCAGCAGCUAGGUCAGCAGAGGGUUGGCUCCGCGUUGCAGAGCAUCUUCAUCCGCCACCAGGCCCCGCCCCGCAGCGGCGGCGAGCCAGGCCACGCAGAGGACGACUACAGAACCUGGUGUCUGACUUCAUCAGCCUCCGCAGCCGGAUCUUUCUCUGUCGGGGUCCUCAGCUAAGACCUCUGCCAUGCCGGUGACAGUGACCCGCACGACCGUCACAACCACCACCACGUCAUCUUCAGGCCUGGGCUCCCCGACCAUCCUGGGGUCCCCUCGGGCACUGACCCAGCCCCUGGGCCUCCUCCGACUGGUACAGCUGUUUUCCACUUGCGUGGCCUUCUCAUUGGUGGCCAGCGUGAAUGCUUGGUCAGGGUUCGCCGGUCACUGGUGUAUGUUCUCCUGGUGCUCCUGCUUUGCUGUGACCCUCAUCAUCAUCAUUGUGGAGUUAGGUGGGCUCCAGGCUCGCUUCCCACUGUCCUGGCGCAACUUCCCCAUAACCUACGCCUGCUAUGCCGCCCUCUUCUGCCUCACGGCCUCCAUCAUCUACCCUACCAUCUACGUCCAGUUCCUGUCUCACGGCCGCUCAAGGGACCAUGCCAUCGCCGCCACCUUCUUCUCCUGCGUCGCUUGUGUGGCUUAUGCCACUGAGGUGGCCUGGACCCGGGCCCGGCCCGGCGAGAUCACUGGCUACAUGGCCACUGUGCCAGGCCUGCUCAAAGUGGUCGAGACCUUCGUGGCCUGCAUCAUCUUCACCUUCAUCAGUGAGCCCAACCUGUACAAUCACAAGCCGGCCCUCAAUUGGUGCGUGGCCGUCUACGCCAUCUGCUUCAUCCUGGCCGCUGUGGCCAUCCUGCUGAACCUGUGCGACUGCACCAACGUGCUCCCCAUCCCCUUCCCCACAUUCCUGUCCGGGCUGGCCCUGCUCUCUGUCCUCUUCUAUGCCUCUGCCAUGGUCCUCUGGCCUCUCUACCAGUUCGACGAGAGGUACGGUGCCCAUCCAGAGCGGUGGAAGGAUGCUAGCUGCCAGAACAAGCACAGCUCCUAUGUGUGCUACUGGGACCGCCGCCUGGCUGUGACCAUCUUGACGGCCAUCAACCUGCUGGCUUAUGUGGCCGACCUGGUGUACUCGGCCCGUCUGGUUUUUGUCAGGGUCUGAGGCUCUGACCAGGAAGGAGCUCCCGAAUCCCACUUCUUUCCCCGGGUGUCUUUAAUGAGUUCUGAUUUCCUCUGAUGUCCUCUUCCUGGGUCCCUCUCUUCCCCUUCUCUUCUCUUUCCCAUUCAGCUCACUGUCUCCUGUCUCUUCCACCUGCUCCCCUCUAUCCUGAUGCUCUGCCUCCUUCUUUUCCUGCUUGUUUUUUUUUUUUGGUUGCCCACAUCCUGUUUUGCCUUUCUCUUUUCACUCUCUUUUCUACUUAGUGUGUUGCUCGGUUCUUUUCUGGUCAUCCUGUUGGUGUUCUCACCUACCUUCUUUCCUGAAUGCUUCCCAUUUUCCUUCUUUCAAUAUCCUCGGGAGCCCUGAGACUUCUCUGUUCACCCCCCCACUGCCACCCCCCACUCCAAAGGUGCUGAGCUCCACAUCCCACACCCCUCUUCGCAGCUGUUCAGACCCUGGGCCCCCUGAGGGGCCUCAUUGCCAAAGCAUGUGCCCACCCUGGCUGUGCCUUAGUAGGUGUGUGUGUAUGUGUGUUUGGGGGGUGGGGUGGGUGGGUAGCUAUGGAUUGGUCUCCCUUUCUCCCAGUGGAAGGGGGUAUACAGUGCACCUCUUUUUUAAGUUAAAAAAUGCCUGGAGGUUAAUAAUUUCUAGUGGGUGGGAGGCUUAAAUCACAGACCCCGACUGCUUAGUCCCUGCCUGACACUCAGCCUUACCUGAGAUUGGCUCCAGAAUUUUUGCCAGGCUUAGUAAAACCUUGUGCCUAGAGGCCCUCUUAAAGGAAGCAGAGAGUGAUGGAUGCCUUCCACCCCAGCUGCUCUCUGGAUGUCAAGAUUCCUGAAGUGUUUGUGAGGGGCAGGCAUGUGGGGCUCCAGCCGUAGUAUUAAAAACAGCAUGCACUGCCUUUGC